This is a messenger RNA of Seminavis robusta, 1206 nucleotides long. The record is from the annotation of a GenBank genome assembly. Lineage: Eukaryota; Bacillariophyta; Bacillariophyceae; Naviculales; Naviculaceae.
AUGAGCCAGGCAAAGCGCCCUUCUGAUGACUCCACUGAGGAGCUGGAAGAGCAAGAAGCUGAGUUUAAACGAAGACGAUUGGAGGCACUUGGUGCACUUGCUCUCAACAAGAAGAACCAUAUCAAGACUGCGCGUGAGAUUAUAGCCAAUUACAAUGCCAAGGACUUGCGGUGGACACUGGUCAUGUUUUGUGAGAUAAAGCCCAAGCUAUUGACAGAAUUGAGGUUGUCUGUGCCUAUCGAAUUCUUACGCCAGAAUGGGAAAGAGGUGUUUGCACAGGGCUUGCAGUCAUGUCCAAACCUCAAGGAGCUUGGCUUGGAAGUACCAGGAGACAGUCCCCGUUUAACAAACAACACGGAUGCCCAAGCUUUCUGCACUCUCUGCAGCAGCAUUCUUCUCUCAAUAACUGGUCUUGACUGCUUUUCUGUACAAGUGCUCGGGAGUACAGAUGGACAAUCUUUGAGUCAGCUGCUCCGUGCCAUUUUUGUCAAAGUGAAAUCCUGUCAUCUAUCAGUUGGUUGCUCUCACCCAAGGCAGAAUGAUUCAGAUUCUUGGGUCCCCUUUGAGGUUCCAGACAACAACAUACUGCAGAGUCUACAGCUCAGCCCAUUUUUGGGUGAGAAGACCAACAAAGGCAUUCUUGGAAUCAUCCGUGGAUUGACAUCGUUGACUCACCUGGAUGUGCACUUGUUUCAGCGUGAUGCUACCAUUGACGCAAAGGAUGAAAUUGCAGCACUCCUGUAUCAAAAUCGCCUUGAAUCUCUCAAGAUGCGCCAAUGUGAUGGAGUCAGUUGCCUUGACGUCCUCACGGAUGCUUUGAAACAGAAUACCUCAUUGAAGAUACUCAGUCACAAGCCAGACUUUGUCUGCAUACCACAACGACCUGUCUGGGCGUCGGUACAAAAAAAUUCUCGCGAGAAACUCAAAAACUUUGCUGAAAUGAUGGAACACAAUGUAUCGCUGCAAGAUAUGAGCUUAGGGUUUAUGUGUGCUGAUUUUACUCUUCAAAACCAAAUCACCUACUGGGCACACCUCAACAAAUGCGGCAGAGGAAAAUUGAGUGAUCCAAAGGCACCAUUGGAUGAGUUGUUUGGUGGGUUGGACACUGCCAUGAAGUUGUGCCCUGAUGAUCCUGUCAAGCUCUGGUAUGGGCUGCUCCGAGCAAGCCCAGGACAUUGGGCUGCUGCAGCGAUGACUGGAUUCUGA